Adineta ricciae is the source of this 933-nucleotide messenger RNA. The record is from the annotation of a GenBank genome assembly. Lineage: Eukaryota; Metazoa; Rotifera; Eurotatoria; Adinetida; Adinetidae.
AUGGUUGAUGCAAACGUAAAAAUGAUACCUAUUGAUACUCCAUUAGGAAAGUUUAAUGUUUGGACGAAACGUAUCGGAGAUCAUCCAACAAUAAAGCUUUUGCUUUUACAUGGUGGCCCUGGUGGCACGCAUGAAUUAUUUGAAACGUUUGAAAAAUAUCUGCCACAAGAAGGCAUCGAAUUCUACUAUUAUGAUCAACUUGGUUCAUUUGCAAGUGAUAAACCGAAGGAUAAUGAACUAUGGACAAUCGAGCGUUUUGUUGAUGAAGUUGAACAAGUUAGGAAAGCACUUGGUCUAAAUCAAGACAAUUUCUACUUGCUUGGCCAUAGUUGGGGUGGAAUAUUAGCAUUGGAAUACGCAUUGGUUUAUCAAAAGAAUUUGAAAGGUCUAAUCAUUAGUAAUAUGAUGUGCAGUGCACUGGACUAUGCGAAGUAUGCUGAAAAUAUUUUAAGUAAAAGCAUGGAUUCGGAAGUUUUAAAAGAAAUUAAAGAAAUAGAAGCAAACAAAGAUUAUAAAAAUCCAAGAUAUAUGGGAUUAUUAAUACCAAAUUUUUAUAGUAAGCACGUUUGUCGAUUAGAAACUUGGCCUGAAGCAAUACAUCGUGAUUUUUCACAUUUAAAUAGCGAUAUUUAUAUUCUAAUGCAAGGUCCAUCAGAAUUUGGUAUUUCAGGUUUGUUGGAAAAUUGGAAUCGUAGGGAUGAUUUAUCCAAAAUUGAAACUCCAACAUUGAUGAUCGGUGCAACAUUCGACACUAUGGAUCCCGAACAUAUGAAAUGGAUGGCGACACAAGUCAAACAUGGUUCCGUUUUAAUCUGUCCAUAUGGUAGUCAUUGUUCAAUGUGGGACGAUGAAGAACAUUAUUUUCGUGGACUUAUUCGCUUUUUAAAAGGUGUAGAUCAAGGUGAAAAGGUUGAAGCUAUUCUAAACGUUUGA